Pogona vitticeps (central bearded dragon) is the source of this 4036-nucleotide messenger RNA. RefSeq names its product ring finger protein 41 (gene RNF41). The record is from RefSeq and is a predicted model, not a curated record. Gene Ontology annotation, molecular function: ubiquitin protein ligase activity. Gene Ontology annotation, biological process: protein ubiquitination; regulation of canonical NF-kappaB signal transduction. NCBI's taxonomy places the organism in Eukaryota, Metazoa, Chordata, Lepidosauria, Squamata, Agamidae. Gene Ontology annotation, cellular component: plasma membrane signaling receptor complex.
UGUCUUUCCAUUCCGGACUCAGGCGAAGGAGAGCGAACCAUAGAGUCGGCCAAUUGUCUUUGUGGCUAGAGGGGACCGGAGAGAGAGCUCUUUCCGGAUGCUUCGCCUCUUUCAGUCUCUCAGUCCGGGAGGGGGGAAGCUGCCGUGUUUCCGGGGGCUGGGGCUGUGAGGAGGAGAUCCUGAUUGCCGAUAAAAUGAUGGCAUAAUCUCAGCAAGGUAGACAGAGAAGAAGAUGGAUUAUUGUGGCAGACUCUUUCAAAGGAGCAACUCCAACUCAAAACUGUCCUGUUGCUGUUCAGGAAGGAAUUUUAUAGUAGAAGGGUUUUGGCACUGGUGAUGAGAAAUGGGGUAUGAUGUAGCACGCUUUCAAGGGGAUGUUGAUGAAGAUCUUAUAUGCCCCAUCUGCAGUGGGGUUUUGGAGGAGCCAGUUCAGGCUCCUCAUUGCGAACAUGCUUUCUGCAAUGCCUGUAUCACUCAGUGGUUCUCCCAACAGCAGACCUGUCCUGUGGACCGAAGUGUUGUGACUGUGGCUCACCUGCGUCCUGUUCCCCGGAUCAUGCGUAAUAUGCUGUCUAAGCUGCAGAUAACGUGUGACAACGCUGUGUUUGGUUGUACUGCCAUAGUGCGGCUGGAUAACCUGAUGUCUCACCUCAACGACUGCGAACACAAUCCAAAGCGGCCUGUGACUUGCGAACAGGGAUGUGGUUUGGAAAUGCCCAAAGAUGAGUUGCCGAAUCAUAACUGUAUCAAGCAUUUGCGAUCAGUGGUGCAGCAGCAACAGACAAGAAUAGCUGAUUUGGAAAAGACCUUAGUAGAACAUAAGCAUCAAUUAGCAGAACAGAAGCGUGACAUUCAGUUGUUGAAAGCAUAUAUGCGAGCGAUACGUAGCGUCAACCCCAACCUGCAGAAUUUGGAAGAAACUAUUGAAUAUAAUGAAAUAUUAGAGUGGUUGAACUCUCUGCAGCCUGCCCGAGUGACACGGUGGGGUGGUAUGAUCUCUACACCAGAUGCUGUCCUUCAAGCUGUGAUCAAGCGUUCAUUGGUGGAGAGUGGCUGUCCCACGUCCAUCAUCAAUGAGCUGAUUGAAAAUGCUCACGAACGGAACUGGCCACAGGGCCUGGCCACCCUAGAAACCCGACAGAUGAACCGGCGCUAUUACGAAAACUAUGUGGCCAAACGUAUCCCAGGCAAGCAGGCUGUGGUGGUGAUGGCCUGUGAAAAUCAGCACAUGGGCGAGGAGAUGGUGCUAGAGCCAGGCUUGGUGAUGAUAUUUGCACAUGGCGUGGAGGAAAUCUAAAGACUUAACAGAGAUGAUAGAACAAUGUGCUUCAAAGGAAAAUAGACUGUGUCCCAGCCCACUGAUCCUUCCCCCCACUGUGCCGUGCAAGGGCAUUACUUCUCUUUAUAUUGAUUAAAACACCACUUCCUAAUUAUAUUGGGCAGGUGCCCAGCAACUUAUGCAAAAUGCCAUGCUGCAUUCCUUUCCAGUCCUAAUAAUUUACCCUGAUCUGGUGUUGACACAGGUUUCCAAGUGUCUACAUAAAAGCACAAGAAGUUCCUCUGUGCUCCAGAAAGAGCAAUGGACCUCCGUCACAAGGAGUCUGAUCUCCUGUCGCAACGGCAUUGGUUUAGAUAGCUUGGUUCCAAUCCCAGGAGUACAACAGGCUUGUGAUUCCUAACUGAAAACUCCAGAGCUGCAAGUUUGUUCUGAAGACCUCCCCACACCCCUCCUUGUCCAGUUUCUCUUAUCCUUUGGCUUCUUUGUACAAGGUGCACGCUUUACCGUUGUGGCCCUUAGCAUCUGACUCGAAACUUGAAGGCACAAUUUUGCAGUCUUUGUGCAAAGAGCAGUGGGGAGGAGGAACGUGAAAGAGUGCACACACUAGAAGGCAAAAUGCCAAAUUGGCAGUGCAAGGAAUGCCAAAUAAUAUAUACCAGUAGUGACAUGUUGGGGUAGCAGAUGUUGUGGAGUCAAAAAGCUGGCUUGUCAGGAGGAGAAUCUUCAACUUAUUUGGGAUGUGUGGCCUUAUAUUACCCUGGUGGCAGACCUUCUUUUUCCAGAUGGGGGCCUGAUUUUGCAAUGGAGGUUGCGCUCUUUGACAGUGUCCUGUCGCUGCCACUUGUGCAAAGUGAAGUGGAAUUUUCCUAGAGGUCAGGUGUUAGUGUUAUUUAAGUGCCGCCACUCAUGUCAGGUGCUUUCCUGACCAGUCUUUUCUCGGAAGAUGCAAGCCUUCAAGUAGGCACUUUGCUCAGUCUGAUCCAAUACAGGCUUCUCUGAAUUGUGUGUGCCAUUUGAGGGUAUCUCAGCUUCAUGAUAUUUGGAAAAAAAUUAAUUGGGGGAAAAAAGAACAGUAACCUGGAUGAACUGUCUUUGUCAUUCUCUGUGGGCUGUUUUGAAAAUCUGUGUAUUUUUUUUUUUACAUUUUGAUGAUUGUGUUCAGUAUUUUUGUACUACAUCUGCCUUUGUAUGUUUCCCUUAUUUUAUUUUCAAAAUACAGUGGUCAGGAAUGUCUUGAAGUCCAGGUUUAGUUGACUUGUCAGUUUUAAUUUAUUUGGAGUCUCUUUUUUUACAACAACCUUCUUCAUUUGUGAUGUGUUAAAUAUUCUUACUUUAAGCUGGAGUUGGUUUGUGCUGAUGUUGGUGAGGCAAGAAGUAAGUGCAUCAAUAAAAUGGAACAGUUGGACUUGCUCUGACCAGAACAUUGACUGUACAUUCCAUUCUGAACAGCUUUCAUUGGCGUGACUCUCUUUUAAAGAAGGUUUAAUUCCCUUUCUUAGACUACUUGUGGCUAAAAUAAUUCCUGUUAGUACCCAGAUGUAGGAGAGCUGUCACCGUAUUUAAGCACAGCAAACUUGUCUCUAGGGAGGAGUUUGUGCCACUUCUUAGACAGCUGCCUCUUCAACAAUCCCUGGGACAAACAAAGCUCCAGGAAACUUAGCAGCAGGAAAGGUGGCCACCUGAGGCAUGCUACCUGCUGCCACACUUCAAACGAAUGCCAGGGCAUAAUUGGAGAGAUUUCUCCAAUCACGUAUCAUAGUAAUUAGCCUACUCCUACAUGCUGGUCCUGUAACCAAUAAUCCACAUUUAUGGGAAUGGUGGUUUUCACAGCAAUGGGCAGCCGGCAGCCCAGUCUUUUUGCUGAAUAGGAAGGAACUUGGCCCAUUGUAGGACGACAUAGGAUGAUUAGUCACCUAAUGAAAGCAGUGCUGAUCUCUCUCACAGGAUUUCCAUCAUUCCCAUGAAUAAAUUUUGCAUGAACAACACAGCUUGGCUUCACUUAUGCUCCUGAAUAUUCACCAGGCAGAUGCUCUUUCAAGUUCCAUUGUGUAAGAAACGCUUGUGCUUUGGAGGCUCUUAAAUCUGCAGCAGUCAUUCAGUUUGGUGGCCUUUACUUUUGUGUAAGUCUGUCCUGUAGGUUUUAGGAAUGUCCUUCAGUUCUGCUCUGUCCUCAGUCCCUUGUCUUCCUUCGGUUUUAUUCUUAAGUGGCACACUGCUUUAGGCUUCUCUGCCCCAUGCCCAUCCCCUGUGUAGAACUUUGCUUUAGAAACCAAGUCUCUCUGAUGCUAUUCCUAAGGGGGUUCCAGCUUUUCCACCUGCAACAGUUGCGAGCUACUUCUUAAAUAUAACUUUACCAUCAUCUCUUAGUACUUCUGUUUUGUAAGUCAUGUUUUCAAAACACCUGGAAUGUGCUUCAAAAGUCGGAUCAGUUUUAGGGAUGGAAUGGGUUGUGCUCGUAUUGUUAUGAAAGGGGAUUGCUUGUUUGGAAGUGUUUCUAACGGAGUCCCUGUUGCUCAGGAAUUUGAAGAAGCUGCUAAAUCCAACCUAAUAACUGCAUCUUGAGCUAACUGCAUCUCUCAACUCUUUUCUCCUCAUUCCUUGUUUUCCCCUUCAGUGUCUUGCUGUCCAGUCUUCCUUGUGCUCUGAAGUAUACCAUAGAAUUUGUCAUGUCUCCUGCCAGUAUGCAAGUUGCUGAUUGCAUUUUGUGUUUUGCUGUUAAAUUGUGUUGACUGCACUAAUAAACUGCCUUUUUCCUGA